AGGGUCACACACAGACCAAGCAGGAGCAGGACCUCAGCAUUUUUACCUUUUAUUACAAAUGGAGGAACAUGAAGAUGUUCAAUACUGUUUUCAAGACAGAAACUCUUCUUGCAGAAAGGCUUUGGUAUGGACAUCUAUCUACAUAACACUGUACAUCUUCUUCUCAUUGAUUUCAGCAGUUACAGUAUUUUUGAACGUACUGGUGAUCAUCUCCAUCUCUCACUUCAAGCAGCUCCACACUCCAACCAACCUGCUCAUCCUCUCUCUGGCUGUGUCAGAUUUCCUGGUGGGAUUGAUUGUGAUACCAGUAACAACGGUAGCAGUAAUGGAACCAUGCUGGGGUUUUGGGGAAUAUUUCUGUGUGUUUUAUUUCUACAUCACUUGUUUAUGUGCUUCUUUAUCUCUGGGCAAUUUGGUCUUGAUAUCUAUUGACCGCUAUGUUGCUGUGUGUGAUCCCUUAUUGUACCACUCUAAAAUAACAAUAACAAGAAUUAUGUGUUGUAUAUCCAUUACCUGGUGUUGUUGUAUCAUAUAUUAUGCUGCUACUGUAAACAUUUUUGUAAAUGUACAGGUACCCAGUAGGUGUUUGAAAGAAUGUUUGAUUGUUGAAGGAGUAACCUGGGGUACUGUAAUUGAUCUUGUUAUUACAAUGGUUGUCCCGUGCUCUAUUAUUAUAACACUUUAUGUGAAAAUCUUUGUGGUGGCCAGAUCACAGGCCAGAAAGGUAUUUUCAAAAGAGGCUGCCAGUGUGUUUGGUGUUAAAACUGUACAGGCAAAUAAGUCGGAGAGAAAAGCAACAAAAACUCUAGCUAUUGUUGUUUUCACCUAUCUAAGCUGUUGGAUUCCAUUUCAUUUGUAUUUACUUUUUCUUUUAAUUGACAAUUUAUCGUCAUUCAUCAUCAGCUUUUUGCCACUUCUUAAUUCCUUAAUUAAUCCAAUAAUUUAUGCUUUCUUUUAUCCAUGGUUCAAAGUGACAGCUAAGCGUAUUUUAACUCGGGUGAAGUUAAGGCGUUCAUAGUUCCUAUGUUUUUAUUCAUAAGUUUGACAAACACAGGUUAGAUAUAGUCAUGUUAUACUGUUAUGUUGUAAUUCAUGUAACAAUACGCUGACAUUACUUAUCUCUGUGUUGUCAUAAUAGAUACAUGUGAUGUUGAUACAGAAUGAUUUGACUGGUUUGGAAAGGAAUGACUUAGAGAAGGCAUAAGAAGGCAUUAACUUGUUUUGUUAAAGACAUUGUAAUAAAUUUGGGGUGUAUAUUCCAAAUGCCAAAGUC
Oncorhynchus kisutch (coho salmon) is the source of this 1273-nucleotide messenger RNA. Its product is annotated as trace amine-associated receptor 13c-like. The transcript has a single exon. Bases 59 to 1018 code for a protein of 319 amino acids. The record is from RefSeq and is a predicted model, not a curated record. Gene Ontology annotation, biological process: G protein-coupled receptor signaling pathway. Lineage: Eukaryota; Metazoa; Chordata; Actinopteri; Salmoniformes; Salmonidae. Gene Ontology annotation, molecular function: trace-amine receptor activity. Gene Ontology annotation, cellular component: membrane.